Messenger RNA from Rhododendron vialii, 996 nucleotides. RefSeq names its product GTP-binding nuclear protein Ran1A-like. Gene Ontology annotation, cellular component: nucleus; cytoplasm. The record is from RefSeq and is a predicted model, not a curated record. Bases 115 to 780 code for a protein of 221 amino acids. Gene Ontology annotation, biological process: ribosomal subunit export from nucleus; protein import into nucleus. Lineage: Eukaryota; Viridiplantae; Streptophyta; Magnoliopsida; Ericales; Ericaceae. The transcript has 8 exons. Gene Ontology annotation, molecular function: GTPase activity; GTP binding.
AAUCAAAAGCGGAAAAACCCCUCCCCCCUUAUAUACUCCAAACCCUAGACCUUUCUCUCUCCAUUCCUAAAUUCAAAACCCUGAAUCUCUGCUUCGCUCCAACGCGAUAGAGACAUGGCGCUGCUAAAUCAACCAACUGUGGAUUAUCCAAGCUUCAAGCUUGUGAUCGUCGGCGAUGGUGGCACUGGUAAAACGACGUUCGUAAAACGCCAUCUUACCGGAGAGUUUGAGAAGAAAUACGAGCCAACAAUUGGGGUUGAGGUUCAUCCAUUGGAUUUCUUUACGAACUGUGGGAAGAUAAGGUUUUAUUGCUGGGAUACUGCCGGACAAGAGAAGUUUGGUGGACUCAGAGAUGGCUAUUACAUUCAUGGUCAAUGUGCCAUCAUAAUGUUUGAUGUCACUGCACGGUUGACCUACAAGAAUGUUCCCACAUGGCAUCGGGAUCUCUGCAGGGUGUGUGAGAACAUCCCCAUUGUUCUGUGUGGCAACAAGGUUGACGUCAAGAAUAGGCAGGUCAAAGCAAAGCAGGUCACAUUCCAUAGAAAGAAGAAUCUUCAGUACUAUGAGAUUUCUGCAAAGAGCAACUACAACUUCGAGAAACCCUUCCUCUAUCUUGCUAGAAAGAUUGCUGGGGAUCCUAAUCUUCACUUUGUUGAGUCUCCUGCUCUUCUUCCUCCCGAAGUUCAGAUUGACAUGGCUGCACAACAACUGCAUGAAGAAGAAUUAAAUAAAGCUGCUGCUCAACCUCUUCCCGACGAUGAUGAUGACGCAUUUGACUAGCUCCUUCUUAAGUUCAAUGUGAAAUAUUCUUAGGUUCAAUGUGAAAUACUUGUGGGGUUUUUUCACAAGACAUGGUUUUUACAGUAUUUGAUCCGUCUUCCGUUGUUUUUCCCCUUUUCUAGUGGAUUAGAUGGGUACUGAUGGUUGGAACUUUUGCUUGUAAGUUUAUACAUUCAUCUCUGCUUUACUAAUAGAUAUGAUCUUUUCCCGUUGCCA